Messenger RNA from Rotaria socialis, 1815 nucleotides. NCBI's taxonomy places the organism in Eukaryota, Metazoa, Rotifera, Eurotatoria, Philodinida, Philodinidae. The record is from the annotation of a GenBank genome assembly.
AUGUUGUCAGCAGUAUCACGAACACGUGUUUUAUCGUUGCUUGGUGCGAUCGAACGCACAAACCAGUGUUGUCCAAGUCAUGGUGGCGGACUUAAAAGUGAUUACGCCUUUGAAAUGGCAUGUUCAACAAUACGAUUCGGCCCCGGUGUUAUUGCUGAACUUGGACAUGAUCUUAAAAAUUUAAAUUGCUCAAAUAUUGCUCUAUUUACUGAUCAACGUAUACGUAAAUUAAAAUCAUUCGAAAAUGUUCUUCGUGUAUUAGAAACAAAAAAAAUAAAAUAUAAUAUUUUUGAUAAAAUACGUGUUGAACCAACAGAUACAAGUUUUAAAGAAGCCAUUCAUUUUGCAUGUCAAGGACAAUACGAUGGUUAUGUAGCUGUUGGUGGUGGUUCAGUUAUGGAUACAUGUAAAGCAGCUAAUCUAUUUGCAUCAUCACCUGAUAAAGAAUCAACGGAUUUUCUUGAUUAUGUUAAUCCACCAAUUGGUAAAGGUCUGCCAGUACGACAUGCACUUAAGCCAUGUAUCGCUGUGCCAACAACAGCCGGAACUGGCAGUGAAACAACGGGCGUAGCUAUAUUUGAUUUUGAAGAAUUACAUGCAAAAACUGGCAUAGCUCAUCGAUCGAUGAGACCAACACUUGGUUUAAUUGAUCCAAAUUUUGUUCAAUCAAUGCCAUCACGUGUAGCAGCUAAUUCCGGCUUUGAUGUACUUUGCCAUGCCAUCGAAUCAUAUACAGCUAUACCAUAUAAUCAACGAACGCCACGGCCAACUGAUCCUAUCGAACGACCAACAUAUCAAGGUUCAAAUCCUAUUAGUGAUAUUUGGUCAAUACAAGCUUUACGAUCUGUUGCAAAAUAUCUGAAACGAUCGAUCGAAAAUCAACAUGAUGAUCAUGAAGCACGUACACAAAUGCAUUUAGCAUCGACUAUGGCUGGUAUUGGUUUCGGUAAUGCAGGCGUUCAUCUUUGCCAUGGUAUGUCUUAUGGUAUAUCGGGUAAUGUACGUUCAUAUCAUGCUAAAGAUUAUCCAAAAGAUCAUCCAAUUAUUCCACAUGGUCUGUCGGUUGUAAUGACUUCACCAGCUGUUUUUGAAUUUACUGCACACGCAUGUCCUGAACGUCACUUGGAAGUUGCUUCAAUUUUAGCAACUGGUGGACAAUCAAAAAGUAAAUUUCUUAAUCAUCCGCAUAAAGAUGCUGGUAAAAUCUUAGCUGAUAUAUUACGACAAUUUCUACAUGGUGUUAAUGUUGAUGAUGGUUUAAAAGCUCUUGGUUAUACGACAAGUGAUAUUCCAGCAUUAGUCAAGGCAACAAUACCACAAAAACGUGAUUGGUAUGACCAAGAUGUACCUAGUUGUUUAUGGAUUAGUGGAUUCUUCUUUACGCAAGCUUUUCUCACCGGUGUACAACAAAAUUAUGCUCGAAAAUAUACAAUACCUAUUGAUCUUCUAGCAUUCAAUUAUGAAGUUAUGGACGAUAAAGAACCUAGUAGAGCACCUGAUGAUGGAGCCUACAUAAAAGGUCUAUUUGUUGAAGGUGCUCGAUAUGAUCGAAAAACACGUAAGCUUGCUGAGUCUCAACCGAAAAUUCUCUUCGAUACAAUGCCAGUAAUAUGGAUUUGUCCAGCAAAACGUGAUGAAUUACAACAGUCACCAUCUUAUACAGCACCUGUUUAUAAAACCACUGAACGACGUGGUGUCUUAUCAACAACAGGCCAUAGUACAAACUUUGUGAUAGCAAUGAAACUGCCAUCUGAUAAACCAGAAGAACAUUGGAUAGGACGUGGUGUAGCCAUGAUAUGUCAACUUGAUAAUUAA